AUGCCUGUAAGGAGUUCACUUGGUUGGUCGGAGGAUAAGGAGUACGCGGUGCGAGAGCCAGCAGCAGGAGCAGCAGCAGAAGCAGCAGCAGCAGCAGCAGGAGUAGGUAGGAAUGAAGCGGCGAUGCAUGAGCUUGGAGAAGCUGCAGCGCGCUUCUCUGCAGCAGCACCUGCUUUGCCUGCAGAAGGGGAGCUAUGUCUUCGCGGGCUAGAGUAUUUGUGUGUACCGGACCUGAGUAGACAAUCAGGAUCUCUCUUAGAUACAAUAACACUGGGUGAAGUAGCGAGUACAUCAGACGACAGUCUUGUGCAUUUAAAGAAUGUGCCUAUAAUGUUAAAGCGAUUUGUUCAUGUAUCUCAAAAGGCUGUGGUGUUUGAAGGGGCCCCAAUGAGGCCCCCAUUCAGUGCGCUGCAUGAGGGGUCCCUGCACCUACGGGUUGGCUGGGGGGCCCCCCCCAAGUCUUUGGGGGCCCACCAGGGGGCUUGGGGGCCUUUAAAGAAACAUAAACAUAGCUUCAACUCUUUGCAUUCCCUGCUUACUGUUGCUGCUGCAGCGGGGCAGCACAUUCAGAGGCCGUUAAUGCUGAUGCAGCGGCUGCAGCAGACACACGCGCUGCACGGGAGUGCUUCCGCAUCAGCAGCAGCAGCAGCAGCAGCAGCAGCAACAAGCUCAGCGCUGCUUCUGCCUCUGUUUUCCGUUCAAAUGUCUUCUUUUCAAAUGCCUUUUGCCUGGGCUGGCUCCUUUAUCCUCUCGCCUCAGGCAACAAUCACGUUCCCGUAUGCAUGCAGUCUAAAGGACCUGCUCAGCAGCUCCAACCCCACACCCGAUCCCGUCGCCGAUCUCGAUCCCAACGAUGCCGAUCCCGAUCCCACCGACCCCGCUCCCCACACGAUCUCUGGACCAAGAAGCCUUUCUUCUGAACUUAAACAAAUAAAAUCAGCAGCAGCACUUCCGUUUGCUGCAGCAGCAGCAGGACCCUCACGGGCUGCAAUUGAUGCACCUCCUUUAUCCCCAGCGCGAGCGCAUGCAGCAGCAGGCUCUGCCCCUGCUGCAGAUGCACAUACACCGCAGUUUCUAAGCAGUGGUGCAAGACAGCAGGCAGCAAUGCGGGUUUUGCGUGCAUUCAGUGUGCUGCAUGCAGCUGGUGUCUCCUUUGGGGCUGUCUCCCUGGAUUCAGUUGUGGUGUCUCCGCAGGGUCAGGUGUAUCUAGCAGAUUUAGAAAUGACGGAAGCACAAGGAUAUUUAAAACCUUGUGCAGAUAUUGCAGCUCUUAGAGCAUCACCUUUCUCUACUUUGGGGGCUUCAGAAGCCCGGCCUCUUGGUGCUCCAGCACCUCCUGCAGGAGCAGGAGCAGAUGCUGCUGCUGCUGCUGCUGCUGCAGUGAAUGCACCCGAGGAAGCAGCACCUCUUUGUGCUCUGAAAGAAGAAGAUGUUGUCAUGCAGAUAAAGAAUGACGGUGUUAAACUCGGCGUUUUAUUAUAUCAGAUUCUUUCUAACGGGAAUAACCCAUUUGGAGUGCAGAGCCUACUGGCCCCAGCAGAAGUAUUAAAAACACUGCAGCAGCAGCAAAUGCAGCAGCAGCAGCAGCAAAUGCAGCAGCAAAUGCAGCAGCAAAUGCAGCAGCUGCAGAAGCAACAGAUAGAGGAGCAAGCACUAGCCGGGCAGCAGCAACUAGAAGAGCAACUCCCACAGCUGCAGGUGGCGCAGAUGCAGCAAGACAAUGAGGAACAGCAGCAGCAGCAAGUGUUGCAGCAGCAGCAGCAGCAGCAAAUGCUACAGGAGGAUUUAUGCCAAUUUGCAGGGGUGUCUCCUCUCUCUAUAACAGAAGAAUUAAGGCAGCAGGGCGCUAAAGAAAAUAUGAUUAAGUGUCUCCUUUCGCUGUGGGGUUGUGGAGGCCCUCGUCUUGCUGUUCCUGAUGCAGCAGCUCUCUACUUCCCCGAGUUGCAAGCGGAAGAAGGGGUUUAG
This is a messenger RNA of Eimeria acervulina, 1965 nucleotides long. RefSeq lists its product as hypothetical. Gene Ontology annotation, cellular component: nucleus. NCBI's taxonomy places the organism in Eukaryota, Apicomplexa, Conoidasida, Eucoccidiorida, Eimeriidae. The transcript has a single exon. The record is from RefSeq and is a predicted model, not a curated record. Bases 1 to 1965 code for a protein of 654 amino acids.